Periophthalmus magnuspinnatus is the source of this 10114-nucleotide messenger RNA. RefSeq names its product zinc finger protein 462 (gene znf462). Bases 383 to 7873 code for a protein of 2496 amino acids. Gene Ontology annotation, biological process: regulation of gene expression. The record is from RefSeq and is a predicted model, not a curated record. Lineage: Eukaryota; Metazoa; Chordata; Actinopteri; Gobiiformes; Gobiidae. The transcript has 13 exons. Gene Ontology annotation, cellular component: nucleus.
UGUAAAGCUUCGCCGCGUGUGUGACUUGAGUAGAUGAAGGAUGAGCUUCUCACACAGGCGCGUUGUCCACCGCGCUGAUGCUCCCUCGUCUCAUCCUAAACUCUUGUGCACCCUCUGGUGCUUGCUAGGCUCCCAAACUUCUUUGUGUGUAGCCUGCUUUGCAGAUUGUCUUCCUUGUCUGUGUGGUUGCUCAUUAUUCAGAGACAGACGGAUCUCAGGUCAUCUGCAGCUGCAGCAAAGGAGAAGCAGGAAAGAUGGCGAUCAUCCAUUAGAGCGACCGAGCGCACGCAUGAAAUACGAGGACAACUUCUGGGAGGAUUUCUUCAGAAGAAGAUUGCACCAGUUUCCCUGAUUUUCCAGGGAGUGCGCCCCCCUCCUAAAGAUGGAGGUACUGCAGUGUGAUAGCUGUGACUUCCGUGCCGAGUCAUAUGACGAGCUCAAAUCCCACAUUCAGGAAGUGCACACAGCUUUUCUGCAGCCGGCUGAUGCUGACGAGUCGGACUCUGUGAAGGAGGAGGAGGAGGAAGAGGAGGAAGAGGAACAUGAGGAUAAGGAGGACACAGAUUAUGCCCCUCCUAAAUCUGGACCCAGCCCGACCGCAGAUGUUUCCAACCACGUACCACCAAAGCAGACCGCUGAAUCCCUGCUGCCAUUUUUCCAGUGCAAGUUCUGUGUCCGUUAUUUCCGGUCCAAGUCCUUCCUGAAAAAUCACACCAAAAAAGUGCACAAUGUGAUAGAGGACGAUUCUGAUGACUCCAGUGUAUCAUCUGAGGCAUCAAACCAACCCAGCAGCAAGCUAAUGCACAACGACCAUUCAAAAGUGUAUUCUUGCCAGUAUUGCUCAUAUAAGACUCCACGCAAAGCAAGGCUGCUAAAACACCAAAUGAUGUAUCACAACAAAGAAGCCAACUCUUCAGAACAUGUUGAACCCAGUGAGGAGUCUAAUCUAUCUGCAAAAAGCAUGUUUGCAUGUGAAUGGUGCACUUUUCAGACUGAUCAGAAAGACAGCUGGACUAAUCAUGUGGCGAAGGAACACAGUGACAAGGUCAAGAUGGUCGCAGAUCUGGAGGAUGAAGAGAGAGAUGUCUCACCAAGGCAACACGUCCCCUCCUCUGGCAAUAGCCCAAACAUGAGUUCCCCGGAGGAGAGUCUUGGACAAACAUCAGAAAAAAAUCUGGAGAAGCCUGUUGCAGAGAUUUCCUCCCUUCAAUAUGCUCAAAUCAGUGCUGCCACACCAAAUAGCACUGGUUCUUCAAUUGUGUCAAAGAAUUUCACAUCAGCAGACAUGUCCAAAAACCUGUCUGAAAUGGACAAUGAGGAAGAGUCUUGUAGCAGCUUAGAGGAUGAUGAAGAUGAUGAUGAGGAGCUGGGUGACACAGAUGACCCGAGUUAUACAGGAACACUGUCUGCAGACAUGAAGCUGUUGCUAUCUGCGGAGGACAGUAAACUAAUGGAGACUAAAGGAGUACCAUUCAGAAAGUACAUGAACAGGUUUCAGUGUCCAUUUUGCUCUUUCCUCACCAUGCACCGGAGGAGCAUAUCACGUCAUAUUGAAAAUAUUCACCUGUCAGGUAAAGCAACAGUGUACAAAUGUGACGAAUGUCCUUUUAUUUCUACUAGUCCAUUAAAGUUGGGCACCCACAAACAGACACACAUGUCUUCACAGUGCGAGACUUUAGAUUUAACUGGAGAAAGUCCAGAACAUGCAAACGACAGUCCCACAGAGCCAGUGAAUGGAAAUAAUUUAAGUAUGAAAGUAAAUGGCAAACAGUUAACCAGCACGCCCAACAACCAGCAGAACCCGUAUCGCUGCACAUUGUGCAGCUUCUCAACUACAACUCUGAAGGGCCUCAGGGUUCACCAGCAGCAUAAGCAUUCAUUCUGUGAUGAUUUAGAUCCUUCUGUCUUCGAUGGUCAGCUCAGUGACCAGCCUGAAGAUUCAAACACUUCCCCAAUGUUGCUACAAAAGGCUCAGACCUCAAUUUUAGGACUUGCAACUAAAAAGCCCUUGGUAACAGGGAAAAGAGCCAGAAAGUCCAUUAACGACUUGCCUUUGGAUUUGUCCUCUGUUAAGAAAAGAACUAGAAUUGAUGAAAUUGCCAGCAACCUUCAGAGUAAGAUAAGCCAAAGCCAGCAAGACUUAGUCAUAAAUCUGGAUGACUUGGAUGAUGAAGACAUGGGGGGAAAUCACAGUAACAUUGAUAUAGAGGGAAGGAAUCACGAUGGUCAAAAUGCUGUUUUUGCCUAUAAUGCACAGCUGCAAGAACAGGAUUCAGUACUCGCUCAUGAGAGCGGACGGCUGGGAAAGAGGAAGAGCAACCCUAAAUCCAAGCACCGGAGCAUUCCUAUCUCACUGACACUGUCUGAUGAUAGUGAAAACACUUCUGUAAAUGCUGGUGACACUAUUCAAGACAACAGUGACUUUACAGAUGAGUCUGGAAAUGCACGUUUCUACUGUAAACACUGUGACUACCACAAUAAAUCUGCACGUAGUGUCAGCACCCACUACCAGAGAAUGCACCCUUACAUUAAGUUUAGCUUUAAGUAUAUUCUAGAUCCAGAGGAUCAAAGUGCAGUUUUCCGUUGUUUAGAAUGUUAUAUUGAGUAUACAAAUUAUAAUGAUUUGCACCAACAUUAUAUGGAUCACCACCCUGAAGCCAGUAAUGUCCUCAACUUUAACCAACCCAAUCUAGUAUACAUGUGUCGCUUCUGUUCUUACACAAGCCCAAAUGUCCGCAGUCUCAUGCCCCAUUACCAAAGAAUGCACCCAACUGUCAAGAUCAAUAAUGCUAUGAUUUUUUCCAGCUAUUAUGUGGAGCAACCUCACAAACCAGGUGAAUCACAAACCCUUAGGGAGAUAUUAAACUCUGGGCCCAAGAGUUUGAAUUCAGCCACCUCGAGUGUGAGGUCUAGCUCAAGUCCACUGGCCAAAAGUGGCUCCAAAUCUCCAGACACCUGCACUGAAAUAGAGGCCAUUACAGAAGUUGGUAAUGGUAGUGUUGUUGUAUAUGACUGCGACAUAUGUUCUUUUGCCAGCCCCAACAUGCAUUCUGUUUUGGUUCAUUACCAAAAGAAGCAUCCAGAACAAAAAGCAUCUUAUUUCCGUAUCCAAAAGAAUAUGAAAGUCAUUUCAGUAGAUCAGUCUCAUCCCACUGUCAACUCCUUGAAUGCAAGUGUAGCUUCACCUUCAAAACCAUCUGUGAGUGCGAUCGCUUCGUAUGGUUCUGAUGAAGACAUGUUCUACUGUAAACAUUGUGUCUAUAGCAAUAGGUCUGUAGUGGGGGUUUUAGUCCAUUAUCAAAAGAGACACCCAGAGGUUAAAGUGACAGCUAAAUACAUUAAAAAUGGCCCCCCAACUCAGGGUCUGAUGAAGUUAAUGGACGAAUUACAAAUUGCAGCUCCUAAACAGUUCUUAAAGCAAAUUCAAAAUAGCCGACAGGACGAGUCAAACCCUAAUGCAGGAAGCGGUGAUAAAGAUGAGCUGUUCUUUUGUCAGCAUUGUGAUUAUGGUAACCGCUCUGUGAAAGGAGUGCUCAUUCACUACCAGAAAAAACACAAGGAGACCAAGGCUAGUGCAGACCUUGUGCGUCGCCACACUGCAGUGGUCCGGAGUCAGCGUGAGCGUGCUCAGAUGGUCCAGUCCAGCAGUGUGUCCUCUGUGGUCACUCCAGCCCCGCCUGACCCUGACACCGGCAUGCCUCUGCGCUCCCUAAAGUGUAGACACUGCCUCUAUACGUCACCUUAUGUUUAUGCUCUCAAGAAGCAUUUGAAGAAGGAACAUCCCACUGUGAAAGCCACAGCUAUGACUAUUUUACACUGGGCCUACCAAGACGGCAUCUUGGAGGCGGGUUACCACUGCGAGUGGUGCAUCUACUCGCACGCGGAACCUCAAGGGCUGCUGGUCCACUACCAAAAACGCCAUCCCGAGCAUAAUGUUGAUUAUGCGUAUAUGGCCAGCAAACUGUGGGCUGGGCCAGAGACUCAAACAGGAGGCAACGUGGAAACAAAACAUUAUAAAUGUAGAGACUGUGCAUUUGAGGCUUGCACUAUAUGGGACAUCACCAGUCACUAUCAGGCCAUCCAUCCGUGGGUUAUCAAGGGAGACCAGUCUGUGCUGUUGGAUAUAAUCCAAGGAACAGAAUCAGUGGAGAAAGCUCACCUGUCUCUCCCCAGAGAUGAGCCCUCUUUCGACUGUCAGCCUAUUGAGGAUGACUGUCCUCUGGUGAUCGCCACACCUCCUCGAGAAAGUAACCCACAUCCAGCACACCCACGCCUUUCCAUCUCCACCAACUCAUACCAGUGCACUGUCUGUCUGUCUGAGUACAACAGUCUCCAUGGCCUCCUCACUCACUAUGGGAAGAAACACCCUGGCAUGAAAGUGAAAGCUGCAGAUUUUGCACAAGAAGCUGAUAUUAACCCUAGUUCUGUGUAUAAAUGCAGGCACUGUCCAUAUGUAAACUCUCGUAUCCACGGUGUGCUCACCCACUAUCAAAAAAGACACCCACUGGUUAAAGUCACUGCAGAGGACUUUGCUGAUGAUAUUGAACAAAUUACAGAUUUAAUGGAAGGGGACGAUAAGUGUAAAACUCAAAGACAAGGCUUUGGGGCUUACAGGUGCAAGAUGUGUUCUUACACACAUGGAACUCUAGAAAAACUUAAAAUUCACUAUGAGAAAUGCCAUAACCAGUCUGUUACUGACAUCUUCUCUCCCUCAUUAACAGCUUUCUCAAGCAAAGAUGCUGAACUAGUCGCUGAGUGUAGUGCCACUAAUUCAGCUGCUGCUUCUCUAGUUCAGGAAGCAGGUGAAGUAGGCUUUGGUGUUUCUCGACCCCCGGUAAACAAAACAGAGAAACAUGCUGUAUUUAAGUGUCAACUCUGCAAAUACUUUUGCUCUACCCGGAAAGGCAUCGCUAGGCACUACCGUAUCAAACACAACAAUGUCAGAGCCCAGCCGGAGGGGAAAAACAAUGUGUUCAAAUGCGCUCUGUGCUCAUACACUAACCCAAUACGCAAAGGCCUGGCAGCACACUACCAGAAACGUCAUGACAUUGAUGCUUACUACACUCACUGUUUAGCUGCUUCAAAGACCAUGACUGAAAAACCCAGUAAAGUUAUAGCACCUUCACCCUCAGAAGGCGACAACACAGAAAUGACUGAAGAAAUACGCUUGGCUGUAGAGCAACGCAAAUGCUCCCUUUGUGCUUUCCAGGCCUUUAGCAGAAAGAGCAUCGUUUCACACUACAUCAAACGCCACCCUGGUGUCUUCCCCAAAAAACAACAAACUAGCAAGCUCGGACGCUACUUUACUAUCAUUUAUGCCAAAGAUACUGAGCAAAAUGAGAACAGCGAACUGCAAGAGGAACAAAAACACGACACAGAAAUGCCUCUUGAUGACAAAGCGGACGAUGACGACGAGACGCUGCCCUUCAAGUGCUCCAAAUGCUUCCGGUUAUCGUUUAGCUGUGGUGAGAUGCUCUCUAUGCACUACAAUGAUCACCAUGGGAACGACUUGAAGAGAGACUUUGGAGUGACGCCUGGUCCCGGGGAGGAAGACGAGGUGUACAAGUGUUCUCACUGUGAGCUGAGUUUUUUGAGUCUGGAAACUCUUGCAAAACAUUUAGUAAGUCACAAUGAUGAUUUUCAAAAGAGAGCCAUGAGACAAGAGAGGAGGAGGCAGCUUGUGAACAGAGUGAAGACAACACCAAACCCAGACGUUAAGGAUGAGAAAGAAAUUCCAGAAAAUAACACUCCUGUCGGAUACAGGUGUAACUUUUGUACUGAGGUGCACACCACUCUCCGAGCCAUCUGCAACCAUCUACGGAAGCAUGUGCAGUAUGGAGAAGCCAAAGAAGGGCACGUCAAGCAGGAGGUGAGUGAAGUGCCCUUGACCAUGCCUCAGAACCUCACUAAUGGAGAUGUGGAAGAAGAAGAAUCCAUGGAUUCUAAUGGCAUCCAGUGUCCACUCGACAUGAGUCCGACAAUGAUUGAAACAAGUCCCGAGGAAGGGCUGGCCGAUCUAGAGGAAGUGCAGAGCGUGGGCGUUGGGGGCAGGUCGGCGGCGCUGGUGGCCGCCGCUCGGGCCGUGGUGUCUGGGGCACAGGUGAAGCAGCGACUAUCAUCAGGAGGUCACCCGUGUGCCCAGUGCGACAGGGUCUUCAUGUCCAUGCAGGGGCUUCGCUCACACGAGAGGAGCCACAUGGCCAUGGCUAUGUUCAGCAAAGAGGACAAGUACAGCUGCCAGUACUGCCAGUUUGCUUCACCGUUUAGACACAAUCUGGACAGACACGUGCAGUCUCACCAUGGGCACCACAAGCCCUUCAAGUGCAAGCUUUGUCCUUUUAAAUCCGCCUACAUGAACCGUUUGAAGAGCCACCUGCAGAAGGCACAUACAGGUGAGCAGCACAUGUACAAGUGCCUAUCGUGUCCAUUCUCCUCGACGACUAUCAGCCAGCUGAAGGAGCACUCACAAAGGGACCAUGGAGAGACGUUGACUCUUCCCAAACUCAGGGCCGCGACUCAGGCCGCCCACAUUAGCCUGAAGCCUCGGCUGGCCUCGACCUCAGAGCAGAGCCCACUACCUGCCACAGACGACCCUACGUACUUGGAGCCCGCCGAUGUUCGUCAGCAGCUCAGUCAGUACCAGCUGGCGUCCCGCAGUCAGUUGUCUUCCGGCUCAACACCUGGUGGUUCUUUAGUGAGUGACCAGCGUCCAGAAGGCAUCUACACAUGUGAAUACUGCGAGUUCAGCUCUGGCUACAUACAGAGCGUCCGCCGUCACUACCGGGACCGCCACGGUGGACAGAAGCUUUUCAAAUGCAAGGACUGCCACUUUUUCACCUGUAACAAAAACACCCUGGCCAAACACGCUGAGGCUGGCCAUAACAACUAUAACACUGUACUUGAAGAACCCCUUAAAGACCUGCGCUGCCCGCUCUGUCUCUACCACACCAAAAACAAAAGCAAUAUGAUUGACCACAUUGUCCUGCAUAGAGAAGAGCGUGUGGCGCCGUUGGAGGUGAGCAGGUCCAAGCUGUCGCGCCACCUUCAGGGCCUGGUGUUUCGCUGUCACAAAUGCACUUUCACAUGCUCCAGUGACCAAGCCCUGCAGAUGCACUUACAGAAGCACGAGGCCGAAAUCAAGCCGUACCAGUGCCAGCUCUGUUACUAUGACAGCAGCCGGAAGAGCCAACUGGAGGAGCAUCUCCGCCUGGAGCACAAAGUAAUUCGUAACUUUGAGCUGAUGGGCCGGGUGAUCCUGGACCAACUGGAGAUGAUCAAAGAACAAGGGAGCAGUGCAGAGGAGGAAGACGAGCCCGAGGUGAUGGAAACUGUGGAGGAUGGGAAAAAUGUCACUGAUGAUGAAGAUGAAAUCAUGGAGGACACUGAAGGAGAGGAUUUAAAAGAGACAGGCGGUGACGAGGGGAUGGAUCAUAAUACACAAGAGGAGGAGAGCGGGGAGGCUGAGGAGGAAGAACAGAAGGAACUGAAGGAGGAAAUUGCAGAAAAAGCCAUUGCUCAAGAAGUUCUCGCCUCUCCCACCAGUAGUAGCAGCGCUGGGUUGAGCAGUGAGGCGGGAAAACGUCUUCCUUGUGAGUUCUGCGGCCGCUGCUUCACCAACAGCUCUGAAUGGGAGCGGCAUGUCCAACGCCAUGGCAUGGUGGUUAACAGCAGUCCAACAGACACCAGCAGCAGCUCAGCAAUAGACGCUCCCUCUUCCAUGCCCUCGUCAGUGUUACCCGAGUCUGGAUUAGACCUGUCCAACAACAACAACAAAGAGGAAGAGGGCCUCAGUAAUGCACCACCACCAAGUCCAACCCCAUGUGUGGAGGACAAAGAAAUGCUCGACACCAAAAAUGAUCAGCAGAUUGGGUGAAGACGUGAUGGCCUCUUGGAUUCAUGUGUUAGUUCUAGUGUUAGGUAGGAGCUGAUGUUAAAAUAGGACGUUAAAGAAAACAAAAAUGACUUCUGUUGAGUUCGCACAUUAAUAGGUUUAGUGUUACACAUACUGUUGUGUUAGAUAGUGCUGAAUAAAAAGCAAUCUAGCCUUUGUUCCGUAGAGCAAACAUAUUGGUUAUGCAUCACAAAUCAACAGUGCAGAUGCCCUAUAAUAUUUUCAAAGGUGUCAGUUUGCAUUUUCUUAAAUGAUGCACCUUUUAUCUUUGCCCCAUUAACUAAAUCUAGGUGUAUGGUAAACCCUUAAAUAUGUGACAGCAUUUACACAUGUGGCCCUGUUCAAACAACCUUUGUUUUCACUCUCAUGUGUUACAUGUGUAGAUUUCCUGGUAGAGUUGCACCUUAACUAUUUCAGAAAAAUAAUUUUCAUUUGUAGAUUACUGUUGCCACCAUUUUUGUAGCAAAUUGCUAUAUGAUAAAACCUUAACAUUAUACUACGUAUAAGUACGCCUUCACCCUGUGGCACCCUUUAAACCUUACAAUAUUAUAUUAUUGUGCUAGUUUCUUACCCGUUUAAAUGGCCUCUGUUAACAGUUUUCAGUAGAGCGGCACAUAUGCAGCUGAACGGCACUAUAGCAUAAAAUCUUCAGAGCACAAUUUCUGAAGAUGGUUUCAUUGAACUGGAGAGAAUUGCGUAGCACUGUCUAACCUGCAACUGUGAGACUUAUUGAAAAUAAAAUGAUCUGGCCCCAACUGUAAUGGCUCACUGCUGAAUCAGAGCAGAAGUGCCUUGAGCUUAACGUGGUGCAGAAAAAUAUGGAAAUUUAAGUUAAAUGUAGCUUUAAAACAAUUUGUGAAAUUAUUCCCAACAAGACAAUCUAGAAGUGAUUCUGGUUUCAUUUUGGCUGUUGAUGAGUGGGAGCUUAUAGAUUGUCAAUUAAAGAGCAUUGAAUUCUGAGCAUCUUGUGCCCAUAAUACAUUUUAGGAAACACUGUUUUGUGCCACAAGAAAUCCUGCAGUUUCAAAUGUCAUUAUGUUUUUUUUGUUUUGUUCCAGAACAAAUAUUACCUGAAUUCAUAUGAAGAUGUUGUCAUAAAUAAUAUUGACAAAAAGGCAAAGAUUGUAUUUAAGGAUGUUGCUGCUCGAAUGCCCUGAAGCCUUAUAGAAGAUCAGCCCAUUUACAAAUUGUUGGUUUGAAUUGGAUGUGCGACUUAUAAGUUCAGAGAUGUCAUUUUCUUUUUUUUUCUCUAAAAUUCUAAUUAUCAAACCUGCUAACGUAGAAUAGAGGAUAGAAUAAGAGGGCUCUGAGUAAACCCAAGUCACUGUUGCUGUCCGUCACAAACCUCAGAGUCAAGUGUUCGGUUUGUGCUUUUACAGGACGGUUGAACUCUUAUUACAUAGAAUAAAAAAGAUGGAAAAGCUUUGGACCUUUAUGAAGCAUCAUGCUGUUCUUCAAUCACUGGUUAAAUGCCCCUUUUGUACUUUAAACAAUAAGAUCAGAUAACAGCGAUGUACAAUAUUUAUAGAUGCAAUGUUGUUUUUUUAGACCAAUUAAAAUAAUAGCAUUUUACAUCUAAAUGACAUAAUUCAUGAGAUUUCACUUUCUCAUGACAAGAAUGUGUUACCUUACUAUUGUGUCUCCAAAGGUUGUUUGCUCCUUUCACUGGCUGUCAUUAACAGGUAGUUCUGUAGCAUCUCCUUGUACUCCUGAGACUAUACUACCUGUCACACAGGUAGAGCGCUGAAUCAUAUACAGUUCUUUUGUUAUACAUUUCUGGACCAGCUUGUAGCUUUUCAAAGUAACCAUGUUGUAUAAAUGAGCUUGGUGAAGAAGCUUGUCACUUAGUCUGAUCCAGGACAUUUAUUUAAACCAUUCUGGUGAAAUGCUGCCAGACCAAAUGGUGAUUGCGUGAUCGUUACAAUAGAAGAAUGACUCUUAAUCCCCAAAGUGAAGCCUCUUCUGAUGACACACUGGAUAUUUGUACAUAAAGUUUUGUUUGUUCAUGAUGCAUUUCUCUUUGCAGACUGUUGUCUCCCUAGUUUGACAUUAGAAUUGCUCCUUCUUGCCUUUAUUCCCAUAUCAAUCUGAUUACCUGAUGGUGGGUUGUGAUGUUGCCUAGAAUGAUUGUUUACAACUUUAUUCCAUUUAUCUCUGGAUAUUCUGUAAAUAUUGUAAUUCAUUGUCUUUUUUAACUUGAUAAUAAAGUUAUCAAAUAACAAA